AUGGGCAUGAAAAGUAGAGGAAUCUUGCGGAUUUUAGUUUUUGCCGUUUUAAUACUUUUGAUAGAAUGCGAUAACAGUUUCAUGAAGAAUGCUAAGAUUAGCACGCGGAUCGUCCAAACGAGGUACGGGCGAUUGCAGGGACUUAUAGUGCCGAUGGACGGUCACAGAUACUUAAAACCAAUUGAAGUGUUCUUGGGGGUACCCUACGCUACUCCUCCGGUGCAGUCAAAUAGGUUUAGUCCGACCAGGACGCCCAGCCCUUGGGACGGGAUACGAGUUUCUGACAAGAUGGGCCCUGUUUGCCCUCAGAAACUUCCAGAUAUUUCAAAUGAAACGGCGGCCCUUGAAAAGAUGCCGAGGGGAAGGUUGGAGUACCUGAAGAGGCUGCUACCUUACUUGCAGAAUCAGAGCGAAGACUGCCUCUACUUAAAUAUUUACACUCCAGCACAAGGUAAGUUUGUUGCACGCCAUUGUCUUUGA
Messenger RNA from Anoplophora glabripennis (Asian longhorned beetle), 480 nucleotides. Its product is annotated as neuroligin-4, Y-linked-like. NCBI's taxonomy places the organism in Eukaryota, Metazoa, Arthropoda, Insecta, Coleoptera, Cerambycidae. Gene Ontology annotation, cellular component: synapse; postsynaptic membrane; cell surface. Gene Ontology annotation, biological process: presynaptic membrane assembly; synaptic vesicle endocytosis; postsynaptic membrane assembly. The coding region runs from base 1 to 480 and encodes 159 amino acids. The transcript has a single exon. The record is from RefSeq and is a predicted model, not a curated record. Gene Ontology annotation, molecular function: neurexin family protein binding; signaling receptor activity.